AUGUACCAGUCAGUGUCGGCUACGACCGUUGAAUGUGGAUUGUUGUACUCGAUGGCAAUCUUUGUCUACGUUCUGACUUCGAUUCUCGCGGCUGAGUCUUCAGACGAGAAAAAGUUGGCGGUAGAAGUCAUUCAGUGCACGAUCCUCCAUAUUACUGGAAUAUCUCCUACACUUAUUGCGGUGCGCAUAGGGUUAGGAAAGGAAUUCGAGGACAAUCUAGCCAACCCGGACGCAGAUCGGAUGCAAACGGCAAACGCAUGA
Marasmius oreades (fairy-ring Marasmius) is the source of this 261-nucleotide messenger RNA. RefSeq lists its product as uncharacterized. The record is from RefSeq and is a predicted model, not a curated record. The transcript is spliced from 3 exons. The coding region runs from base 1 to 261 and encodes 86 amino acids. NCBI's taxonomy places the organism in Eukaryota, Fungi, Basidiomycota, Agaricomycetes, Agaricales, Marasmiaceae.